GUUUUGAAAAUAAAGAUAUAUAACCGCCGUCAACAUUUAGCAGCAAAUGGCUAAAACGCGAAUAAAAACGACACCAACACGCAUGCAAAAGGAAGCAUUAAUGGCGUCUGCAGCCGUAACCACCACCACAAAUGUUGUCACGGAACAUGUUUUCAAGAAACGCUUAAGUGUCUUAAAGAACUCCAUCACUGCCACCAAGGAGACGACGACUGCAAUGCCCAUACAAUCGACAAUAAUUGUUCGACCACCGAAACGUACAAAUUCCAUAUCAUCUACAACAUCAACGAUCUCGCACACAAGUGAUGGCAGUCACUCAUGUGCCGACUCACCGCCACCAACAAACAUUACGAUCACACCCACCCAAAGCAAUGGACCAACAAUGGCCGAACUAACCGAAAAUGCUAUAAAAACCUUAAAUGCUGGUUUGCUGGCCAAAUCAAAUGCUUUAGCGUUGAAAAAUCGUAAAGUCUAUAUGAUCACGGAGAAAUGUGACGACGCCUCAAAUGGUGGCAAUAGCAAUGGCACAGGUAGUGGUGGAGCUAAUGGAACGGCCCCCGCCCAAAAGCGUAAAAUGUACUUAAUCAUGGAGGAAAAGGAGAGUGAUAAAAAUGCUGAGAAACUAAUGAAAACGGAUAAUACAAAUAACUCAAAAAAGUUGACACUAUUUACGGACACAACCAAUGGACAAUUGCCGCAGAAAUUUGAAAAGAUUUUACCCGAAAUACUCAAUUGUAUACAAGCUAAAAAGGGUGGCUCAGUGAAUGGCAAAUCGGAAAUUGUCAGCACUGAGCAAAAUAACAAACAUUUAACCUCAGCCACUUUAGUGAAUGAGGUCAACACGAAAUUUCAAUUGAAAAAUGAAAACAACGAAAGACUGCCCUUGACAUUGCCACCAAAAAAGAAUCGUACCAAAAUCAUAACCACUCAAAUAAUACCAGUCAAUCCCACACAACAUGCCAUAUACCAAGCCAAUGUUAGCGAUAGUUGGGCUACAUCAACGGCAGCUGCAGCAACAGCAUCAGCAGCCGCCAUAAUUCCUGCAGUUGGAGUAGUAGUAUCGGGUGUUAACCCCUCUGGAUAUGUAGCCCACCAUAACAAUAAUGGUUUUUGUAAACCGGAAAAUUCAAAAGGUGCUACACCCGUUAUAGUAAAUGCCUCCACACUGCUGACUGCCAAUGGCAAUAACAAUUCGAAUGGCCUGAAGAGCAAAGAGAAUGUUACUGGCAGCACCUCCUCAGCCAAUCAAUUGCAUAAAAAUAUCAAUCUAUCGACUGAUUUUCUAUUCCUUAUGAAAAUGCUGCCCAAAUUGGAGAGUAUUGAGGAGCCCCAAAAGACAUAUGUCAAGAACUGCAUUGAGGAUAUUAUUAAUCAAUAUGCCGGCAAUGAAAACGUGGAACAAUGAAGUAACGCAAGGACUUUUGAAAUUACA
This is a messenger RNA of Calliphora vicina (urban bluebottle blowfly), 1429 nucleotides long. RefSeq names its product bip1 (gene bip1). NCBI's taxonomy places the organism in Eukaryota, Metazoa, Arthropoda, Insecta, Diptera, Calliphoridae. The transcript has 2 exons. The record is from RefSeq and is a predicted model, not a curated record. The coding region runs from base 47 to 1402 and encodes 451 amino acids.